AUGUCUGUUACCGCCAACCUCGGAAAGCUCGAGCAGAAAGCGGCCACUAUUCUUGCAGUUGCCUUACCUCUUUCCCUUCUCAUCUUCACUCACCGACGAGAACUCAUACCACUCUAUGGAUCCACGCCAACGUCCUUCCUGCUCGACAAAAUAAUCUUUGCGGCCGUGAUAUUGUCCUCCAUCCACCCAUUCUCGAUACCGCCUCGAUGGGUACUCCUUGCCACAGGAAUUGCGCUCACAGCUGCGCCGAAUGUAACCUAUUAUAUGGCAGUUUGGACUGCCAGGAAGAAGGAUCCUGUAUGGGGACCUGCUGUUACUCACGCGUGCUCGUUGGGCCCGAUAGUUUUUCUGCUGACGACGUUUGUCGCUGAGAUGAAUGAUCUAGACUCGGAGCCCCAGUCUAAAGGUGAUAAAGCGAGCACAGGACGAUCUCCGCUUUCCCUUCGCCUAAUCCGAGGAACAAUGUGCCAUCUCAUCUCAUAUACCUUGUCCCAACGUCUAUGGGCCGGGCUUCCCCUCCUCUACACCAUCUCUGACAGCCAAAUUUAUUUGGCAAUAGCAGGUGCAUUUUAUGCUUUAUAUAUCGCGUCUUGGCCAAUCCAAAGCGUCAAACGCCUUCCAAGGAAGAAGAAAAUUCAAGCGACCUCUUCCUUAUCCGCCUUUCAACUCAAAGGCUUCUUACUGGCUGCCUUCGCUGCGUUCUGGUGGACCGCUCAUCCCCUGUUUGCAAAUCCAAUUCUUCCGCAUCCUUUGAAGGAGGUCUACACGCAUCCGUCAUACAACCUGCAAAUACUCUCUGCCGAGCAAUCCGUCACUGGACUGAUUCAAGUUGCAGAAUGGCUCCCGCCUGAAGCAGACAACGGAAACGACCAGGAAAUGCAUUCUGCCCGCUAUCUACGUGCAGACCACUCCAUUCUUGGUGGUGUGUGGACCCGCGAUAGGGUGCAAGUUCUGGACGACGAUAAACCCCUUCAAGAUUCAUUUGGCAGCCCUCUCGGUGACUCCAUUUAUAGCACUUUCAUCAUACAGGAGACGGUCCGACUUGUUAAUAGUACGCAAGUUGGGAAGGCGGACAAGUGGAAGAAUGCUCUUGUCAUUGGCCUGGGGAUUGGCACUUCUGCGACUUCAUUAAUGCGCCACGAUAUUUCGACGACUAUUGUGGAAAUUGACCCUGCUGUUUACAAAGCUGCUAGAACCUACUUCGGACUCCCCGACCCAGGACCUGGUCAAGUAUUCCUUGAGGAUGCACGGGCGUGGGUUACGGAGAAGCAAGCCAAGAUCGAAGCAGGAAAGCAGGAAACUCUUUUCGAUAUUGUGAUCCACGACUGCUUCUCUGGUGGCGGAGUCCCAAAGCACAUAUUCACUCUUCAGUUCUGGGAACAGUUGAAAACUUUAAUGGCGCCGGAGGGUGUUCUUGUCGUUAACUUCGCUGGAAUAUUGAGGUCAAGCUCCUCUCGGCUUGUGAUUCACACGCUGGAGAGAAGCUUCAAGCAGUGCCGGGCCUUCCAUGAUGUUUUCGACGCGCUGCCGGAUGAAAAAUACGAUACAGAGUUUAUCAACAUGGUUAUCUUCUGCACUCAAGCCGAGUCGCCAUUGACAUUCCGUACGACAAAAAAAUCAGAUUGGCUUGGGUCGCCCUUACGUCGACACGUCUUCCAAAAUUUACUGUCCAGAGAGGUCAAUCUCACGUCAAUAAGAGACCCAACGGCAGGCGACGGAUACAUUUUGACUGAUAAAACAAACCCUUUGGGGACCCUCCAAGCAGAACAAGGGAGCCACCAUUGGUCUGUGAUGCGUCAGGUGCUUGGAGAUGUUCAUUGGGAAACCUACUAA
Messenger RNA from Cyclocybe aegerita, 1833 nucleotides. Lineage: Eukaryota; Fungi; Basidiomycota; Agaricomycetes; Agaricales; Hemipholiotaceae. The record is from the annotation of a GenBank genome assembly.